AUGUAUUUUUGCAGUGAAUCAUCAAAAUAUUGCCAUAAUAAUGCAACCAAAACUGUCGUAAAUAAUUAUGAUUAUGGAUUAACGGCAUCAUCAUCAGCACAAGCUACAACAUCAUUCACAUCCGGUACACCAUUAUCCGGAAUUACUCGUAGCCGAAAAGUUGAUCGACCAUUAACGCAGCAGGCAUCAGCAAUUAUCAAUAUCGAUGGAUUGCAAGGAUGCACUGAUCGUGUACCUAUGCCAACACGAUCGCUAACUUCUCGGUCUCAUAUGAAUAAUACUACAGCUUUACGAAGAUCUGAUGCGGUACCAGUGAUAAGAACACGAUUAGACCGAUCGAUUAAUGCCGGGCCUGCAUUAAAUACUUCUGAAUCGUUACACAAAAUGGUAAGUUAUUAA
Molecule: messenger RNA, 399 nt
Organism: Acanthocheilonema viteae
Lineage: Eukaryota; Metazoa; Nematoda; Chromadorea; Rhabditida; Onchocercidae
Source: the annotation of a GenBank genome assembly